AUGGAGGUUAACAAAAAGUUCUACAUGCAUGAAGGCAAAGAUCUUGUAGAUCCAAUAAUGUAUCGUCAGUUGGUAGGUAGUUUGAUCUACCUUACCUUAACAAGACCUGAUAUCUCAUACUCUGUCGCAGUUGUAAGUCGUUACAUGCCGAAACCGAAGAAGCCUCAGCUUGAAACAGUUCGGAGAAUUUUAAGAUAUCUCAGAAGAACAACUGAAUAUGGCCUUUUAUAUAAGAAAGGGCAAGAUUGCAAGUUAGAAGGCUUCUAUGAUGCUGAUUAUGCAGAAGAUCAUGAUACACGACGAUCAACUACUAGGUACUUGUUUAAACUUGGUUGUGGAGCAGUUUCUUGGUGUAGCAAGAAACAACUAACAGUUGCCUUAUCUACCACAGAGGCAGAGUAUGGAGCAGCAACCAUGGCAGCACAAGAGAAUAUGUGGAUAAAACAACUAAUGAAGGAUUUGCGCCAAGAGAUUAAUCAUGCAGCAAUUUUAUACUAUGACAACCUAUCUGGAGUUUACUUAGCUGAGAAUCCAGUCUUCCAUGCAAGGACCAAGCAUGUGGAGGUACAUUAUCACUUCAUUAGAGAAAAGGUACUUCAAGAGGAAAUUGAAAUGAAGCCAAUAAAGACUGAAGAUCAAAUUGCAGAUAUUUUCACGAAAGAUCUACCUGCAACCAAGCAUACGGAAUUUCUGCAACAACUCAGGAUGAUUGAAAGACCAAGGAUAGUUAGUGUUGAGGGGGAGUGUUAA
This is a messenger RNA of Cucumis melo (muskmelon), 750 nucleotides long. Its product is annotated as secreted RxLR effector protein 161-like. The record is from RefSeq and is a predicted model, not a curated record. The transcript has a single exon. Lineage: Eukaryota; Viridiplantae; Streptophyta; Magnoliopsida; Cucurbitales; Cucurbitaceae. Bases 1 to 750 code for a protein of 249 amino acids.